Hemibagrus wyckioides is the source of this 2552-nucleotide messenger RNA. RefSeq names its product ras homolog family member Gb (gene rhogb). Gene Ontology annotation, molecular function: GTPase activity; GTP binding; protein kinase binding. Bases 300 to 875 code for a protein of 191 amino acids. The transcript is spliced from 2 exons. The record is from RefSeq and is a predicted model, not a curated record. Gene Ontology annotation, cellular component: plasma membrane; cytoplasmic vesicle; cytoskeleton. Gene Ontology annotation, biological process: cortical cytoskeleton organization; actin filament organization; regulation of cell shape. Lineage: Eukaryota; Metazoa; Chordata; Actinopteri; Siluriformes; Bagridae.
GCCAGACUGCACACUGCGGGAAUUCCCUGUACAGAACCUAUAUUUUUUACGCCCACAUGCACAUUUUCAUGGCCUCACUUCAGCAAACUUCCUCAAAUAUGCCGUUAAGCCAUACUUCCUCUGUUCGGAGCGCGCGCACUUCCUACAUACUUCAAUAAAGUAGCUCUGAGAGCCACAGCGGAGUGCGCGUGCCUUUGCAGACGGACCCCGCGGCUCGCGCUGGGAUUGACGAACCUAAAGCGGAGUAUGUUCGAUUGCUGAAGUGGAUCCGGUAGAUCUGAGUGCUCCAUCCUUCCAGCAUGCAGAGCAUCAAGUGUGUGGUUGUGGGAGAUGGUGCAGUGGGGAAAACCUGUCUGCUCAUCUCUUACACCACUGGCGCCUUUCCCAAAGAGUACAUCCCCACCGUUUUCGACAACUACAGCUCCCAAGUGAGCGUGGACGGCCGGACCAUCAGCCUCAACCUGUGGGACACGGCAGGACAAGAGGAAUACGACCGUCUGCGCACGCUCUCCUACCCCCAGACCAACGUCUUCGUCAUCUGCUUCUCCAUCUCCAGCCCACCGUCCUACGAAAACGUCAAGCACAAGUGGCAUCCCGAGGUAACGCACCACUGCCCCAACGUUCCCAUCCUCCUCGUGGGCACCAAGAGUGACCUGCGUAACGACCCGGAGGUGCAGAAGAAGCUGAAGGAUCAGAAUCAGGCUCCCAUAACGCCGCAGCAGGGCCAAGUGCUCGCCCGCCAAAUCCACGCCGUCAAGUACAUGGAGUGCUCGGCGCUCAGCCAGGACGGCAUCAAGGACGUGUUUGCCGAGGCUGUUCGCGCUUUCCUCAACCCUCAGCCCGCUUCGCCCAAAAGACCCUGUGUGCUUCUCUGAAAACCCAAGACCUGAGAAAUAUGCUUAUAGAAAUUCCAUGUUAAUAUAAUAAUAAGAAAUGUAUGAAGAGAAUCGUUUUUCGUUUUGUUUUUGGAAAGGGAUUGCAGGAGGAGUCAGGAGUCGGUGGGUGUUCAUUCUUUACAGGCUGUGAAAAUAAUCAGUCUUUAAUACUGUACACUCAGACAAACACAGCAAAAAAACACACAGGGAACAUGUAUGGCAGUCAAGAGUCCAGGAAAUUCUAAAGCACAUAAAAUAUACAUAUACAUAUAUAUAUAUAUAUAUAUAUAUAUGUAUAUUUUCUAUAUUCUUAUUUUAUAUUCUUAAUCACGUAAUGGUAUUUUGGAGCAUGGAGGAUACACGAUUGUGGAUUUUAUGACCUCAUGAAAGGUUUAUGGCUCAGUCUAAAGAAAUUUACACACUUUUCCCUUCAACACAAGUGCAGUAACAAAAGUCCUGGAAGUCCAUUUCUGUUACCCUCAUGCCACUUGUGAGCUGAACAGUGGUGUAAUGAUUGUAUAUUCACAGCAAAGAUAUGAUAUUUGAUAGACAAAAGUAAAAUCAUAGCACAAAGAACACAUAAAUCUGUAAUAUUGCUAAAUCCGCGCAACAAUUAUGUAAAUAAAAGGAAUAUACUAUUAGGUAUACUAAUGUACUAAAUAUGUUUAUUAUCUACAGCUCUAACUGUACUGAAUAAAACUGUUAGUUAUGAAUAGUUUAAAUCGUAAUGCCUUUAACUGAGAGUUAUUAAGUUAUUAAUAUAUGGUUAUAAGUAAGAGAAUGAAUAUAAACCUUAUGGAAAAUAAACACGCCUAUAAAUAUAAACAAAAUUUAAACAGCACAUUCUGACCAAUCAGAAAUGAGGAUCCAACAUCAUACCCUACUAAAAAAUAAAUAAAUAAAUAAAUAAAAUCUCAGAGUGAAAUAGACAUCUAAUACUUAUUUAAAUAAUGUAUUAGGACGUCUCGGAUGAUGGACUGCAUUUGAAGUAAAAGGGAAAAUUGUGUGAAUUUGAUUAAUUAAUGAAGUGAUGCGUGUAUAAUUAAGAGUACUAUUGAUAUCUAUGCAGUUAAUGCUUGUGUACAAUCAGGGGCUUGAUCUUCCAGGUUAUUCUAAAGCUUUUCAAUGUCUUUAAGGUGCUUGUUGGACUACAGGAUUGUAGCUCACUGAGUUGUAAGUGCAGAGAGAGAGAGAGCGUCUGCAUCAGCAGCUGCAGACCAUUCAGUGCAGGGAAACCUCAGUCAUGCCUCCACCACACUACUUCCCCAUGACUUCGAUUUGAUUGGGGGGAAACAGGCAUCUGGGCAGUCUAAUCAGGAAGCAAAGGCUCCAGCUGACCUCACACUCCAUUCUCGUUUACCGUUUCCCAGCAGGACAGGGUGGGGCUUCGGUGGGAAGCGGCUCGAUAUUAGAAAAGCUGUCACUUGCAGGACUUGAGGAAUCAGGAAUCAGCUAGCAAUGUUUUUCUGUCUUGAAUUCUAUGGACGUUUAUUAAAAUCACACUAUGAGCAGUUAUGCAUUGAAAAUGUAAGGAAAACCCUACAGAACAGAACUCAUAAAUAUAAAAACAUGAAAACAUUUGGCCAGAUGAUUAAUAACCCGGAAACCCAGAUUUCCGCCAGUACAGUUUCUCAAUCUCAAAAUAACCCAGCACCUUGUAACACAAACAUACUAGGA